UUGGAAAAGCUUUGCUGAGAGAUCACGUUGUGCAGCUGAAAAGUGGAAGCCUGGGGGAACCUUGGGGUAGGGGAACUUUGCAGCCAUCGUUCCUGUUCAGCUUCCUUCCAACUCGAGUGCCCGCUCCCUGCUUGUUGUUUCACACUCAUUUAAACCAACAGGAUUAAAGCAUCACCGAUAAGGGUAAAAAGAACAGAUGGACCUACAGCUAAAGUGACGUUUCCACUAAGACGGGGAGGUCUCUGGGAAGAGGGUGAGGGGCGGGGGUACGCCUGGCUCGGGGUCGGAGAGAAAUAAAAACAUGGAAGUUGUGAGGAGCGGGCGCUGUCCACUUAUCUGCUGGUGCUGAACUCUGGCCCCUCGUCAGCUCCAGCCGCGGCUCUAGGGAGAGAGGAGGGAGAAGCGGACUCGGCGCUGGACAUUUAUUCUGCUUCAAGCGGUAGAAUUGACCGACAUGAUCCAUUGGAGCUAAUACAACCACCCCAGGCUGCGCUGGAAAAUCUUUUAUCACUUGUCCGUGGGAAUUUUAUAUUGAUCUUUUGCUUUUUAUCCUGGAUUAAUUUGUUGGCCGUUUUAUAAACACUUUGGAUAUAACAAGACUUUUUUUUAUACUGGUGAGGGCAUUGUGUGAUAGGUAAAGAUGCUGAGUUGGCAGUCGGUGGCUUUGUGCAUGGGCUGCUUUGUUCUUUUAACUGAAGGAAGACCAGCAAAAGAAGAAUAUUCUCUAAAACCAUUUCCACCAUUUCUAAGGCUACGACACAAGCAAGACAGAUAUCCCGAGAGCACAAGAAACAAAGGGUUCUUCGGCCACGAAGAAAGACAUUUUGGAACUUGUGAAAAUAGAUACUGCGGACUUGGGAAGCACUGUGUGGUUAACAGGGAGACUGGACAAGCAGAGUGCACAUGUAUGGAACACUGCAAGCCUCAUUUCAAACCUGUCUGUGGUUCUGAUGGAGAAUUUUAUCAAAAUCACUGUGAAGUACAUAGAGCAGCUUGCCUAAAAAGGCAGAAGAUCUUCAUGGUUCACAAUGAAGACUGCUUUUUUAAAGGUGACAGAUGCAAAGCAACAGAAUACAGCAAGAUGAAGAAUACAUUACUGGAUAUACAGAACCAGAAAUAUGUGAGAAAAGAAAAUGACUGGAACAGUGAAGAUAAAAUGGGACUAAAAAAAUUGUUGGUGGACCAGAUGUUUAAAUACUUUGAUGGUGAUAACAAUGGACUUGUGGAUAGUAAUGAAUUAUCGCAGGUAAUAAAACAGGAUGGACUUGCCAAAGUACUGCAUGAAUGUUCACUGCUUGACCUAAUUAAAAACGAUGAUUACAAUGGUGAUAAACAUCUUGCUCUAGAUGAUUUCUACAGAGCAUUUCAAAUUGUUCAACUGAGCCUUCCUGAAGAUCAGCUGAUCAGAGUCACAACGGUAACAGUCGGACAAAGCAUCGUCUUAAUCUGCGCCAUCCAAGGAAAUCUAAGGCCUCCCAUUAUUUGGAAACGUAACAAUGUGAUUCUCAACAAUUUGGAUUUAGAAGAUAUCAGUGAUUUUGGAGAUGAUGGAUCUUUAUACAUUACUAAGGCUACCACAACCCACAUGGGAAAUUACAGCUGCCAUGCUGAUGGCUAUGAUAAGCUUUAUCAGAUUCAUAUUCUCCAAGUGAAUGUGCCACCUGUUAUUCGAGUCUAUCCAGAAAGUCAAGCCAGAGAACCAGGGGUGACUGCCAGCCUUAGAUGCCACGCGGAUGGAAUACCCAAACCACAGCUCAGUUGGCUAAAAAAUGGAAUUGACAUAACUCCAAAAUUAUCCAAACAGCUAACAUUACAAGCAAAUGGCAGCGAAGUUCACAUAAGUAAUGUGCGCUAUGAAGACACUGGUGCCUACACAUGCAUUGCAAAGAAUGAAGCUGGUGUGGAUGAAGAUAUUUCUUCUCUGUUUGUGGAGGACUCUGCUAGAAAGACACUUUCCAAUAUAUUGUGGCGAAAAGAAGGUUUCGGGAUUGAAAACUUAUUUUAUGUAUUCAAUAGCGAUGGUAUCAAAGUGAUCCAGCCUAUAGAAUGUGAAUACCAGAGGCACAUUAAAGCCAGUGAAAAAAUAUUUGGUACACAGGGUGAAGUCUGUCCCAAACUUGAUGGACAAGAAACUCAGAAGUGUCAAUGGGCAUCUGCAGUCAGUGUCAAAGAUAAGUUUAUAUAUGCAGCACAGCCUCAUCUGAACAGGGUGGUUCUCGUUGAUGUACAGACACAAAAAGUUGUACAGAUAGUAAGCACUGACCCUUUUCCUGUGAAACUGCACUAUGAUAAGUCACAUGACCAGGUCUGGGUUCUGAGCUGGGGAAACAUGAAUAAAUCAACUGCCACAUUACAGGUUAUUACGCAAGCCAGUGGAAGUGUUUCACAUCAUACUAUUCAUACACAGCCAGUUGGAAAGCAGUUUGACAGAGUUGAUGAUUUUUUCAUUCCUGACACCACCCUCAUUAUCAGUCACAUCAGAUACGGAUUUAUUCUCCACAAAGAUGAGCCGGCUCUUUUAAAAAUCGAUUUGGAAACAAUGUCAUACAUCAAGACAUUAAGCUUAAAGGACUAUAACUGCAUUCCUCAGUCUCUUGCCUACACUCCAUUUGGGGGUUAUUAUUUUAUCCAAUGUAAACCUGAUAGCACUGGAGCUAUUGUUCCUCAAGUCAUAGUGGAUAGUGUGACAGAUUCUGUAAUUGGAUAUAAUAAAGAUGUCACUGGUGCCCCUUAUAUCUCUCCAGAUGGUCACUAUCUUGUCAGCAUUGAUGAUGUCAAAGGACUGAUGAAAGUUCAGAUCAUCUCAAUUCAAGGAGAGAUUCAGGAAUUAUUCGACAUUCACACUAAUUUACAUAUAUCUGAUGUAGCUUUUCAAUCAUCAUUUCUAGAAGCUCACCAGUACAAUGUCUAUGCAAGCUCCAGUACCCAAACUGAUGUCCUCUAUGUUGAGCUGUCAUCUGGAAAGGUUAAAAUGGUAAAAAGCCUAAAAGAACCAUUGAAGUUAGAAGAGUGGCCUUGGAACUCUAAAAAUAGGAUUAUCCAGGAGAGUGGCCUCUUCGGACAAUACUUGAUGACACCUUCCAAGGAAUCUCUGUUUAUCUUAGAUGGACGACUCAACAAAUUAAACUGUGAGAUAACUGAAGUUGAGAAAGGCAACACAAUUGUUUGGGUUGGAGAACCAUAGAAACUAACUGUAAUUAAGAUACAAUAAAGACACAAUUUUUUUUCUUUUCUUUUUUCCUUGUAAAGUUUUUUUUAGAGCUUUAAGCUUUAAACAUCAUUCAUGCAGUCUAAAUAAUUUUCCAACAAAUAGCAAUCUUCAUUAUAUAGAUAAAUAGGUAUGUUUAAUAAAAAAGGGGUUUCAUAAAAAGUAGUUAGGAUUCAUACUGAAAAUGAAUAACUGCAGCAACUUUUUAUAGCUUUCAAAUAAUCAUGUGUGAGCAAAAAAGCAAGAAAAGAAAAUGAGCUACCGAUUUUAACUAAAGUUCCUUUAUUAAAAGUACAGUAUAUCUUUGCUUGAAAGAACAAAUAUGUCUGUCCUGAGGUCUUGAAACACUUUGUCAAUCUUGCCACCAGUUAAUUUGUGCCUUUGGUGGAAUAUUUUGUAUGAAGCAUAAAAUCAUAACAACAUGUUUAAUUCAGUACUACUGGGACUAUCCAUUGUUGAGGGAAGAAGCGUUUCUAAUUUCUGUCAAGAUUUUGUACAAUUGUACAAUAUUUGUUAUACCUACAAUUCUUCUGUUCAUCCUGUGAAGUUUGUUUAGAAAGUUUUCAUCUGCUUCUUGAACAAUUUUUCAUGUAGAUUACAUUAGAUGCAGAAAACGGUAUUUAUAACAGACAUGCACAUUUUUCAACAACAUCUUUUAUGUAAAAAAAAUAUGGGGUGUUUCAUAUCAAAAAAUAUUUUCAGCUACUGGGAAUUGAAAUGAUUUUCCAUUAUUAAUCAUUAGUCAAAUAUAUACAAUGUACAAAUGAACUCAAAUGAUCUGCCACCUAAAAUAUAACAUUAUCCAUGCCAUUAUUUUAUAUGUAGAAUUAAAGAUAAUCAAAAUGGGAGAAAUUAUAAUUACUGCUAAAGUAAUAGCUCUUUGUCGUGGGAAGAUCAACCAAAACCCAUGCUCUGUUUUGAAUGUCAUGUUUUCUAGAUUUGAGCAGAAUUCAUUGUAAACUUUACAUUUAUCACCCAUGUUGAAUGAGAUUACAAAUAUGUUAUUAAUGGUUUGCAAAAUGUUGCUCUUUAAUCAAUAAAUCAAGCUAAACCUAAUGCAGAAAACAUGAACAAUUGGGAUACCAUUUUAAAGAAUGCAAUAUUUCUUGCACAUGGUAUGAAAUAUACUGGUAUUGGGGAGGAAGCUACUGUACAUUACAUAGUCUGUAAUAGAAUCAAUACCGGUAGAGUACAAACCUACAUGGGAUUAGAAACUUGCAGGAUUAGGAACAUUUUUAUACCACUUAAUAUACCCUUUAUCAGUUUAAGGUUUAGAGAGCAUUUUUGUGAUAUAAACGGCUAAAUAAACUAGAAUGUAUGAUUAUAUAGAUUAUAUAAUUCACAGAAUAUUUUAGAUUUAAGUACCAUAAUAGGAAGGUAAGUGAUAUAUAUUUCCUUAACCUGAGGGCAUUAAUGGAAUCAAUUGAAUUUAGAAUUAAAAAAAACAUGUAUCCUUUCCUGGUUCCCUUACAAGCAUCUCCAAUGCAAAAUAAACUGUGUAAUAUUUGUUUUAAUUGUGUUACUUGACUAGUCUGUCACUUUUACAUUGUUGUUCUACUACUGACACCAUGUUGAUGUUCUGUAUGUAGCAAAUGCUUGAAAGAAAAUAAACCCUUAUGUUUUAA
Xenopus laevis (African clawed frog) is the source of this 4833-nucleotide messenger RNA. It is a transcript of the gene fstl5.S, whose product is annotated as follistatin like 5 S homeolog. The record is from RefSeq and is a predicted model, not a curated record. The coding region runs from base 641 to 3184 and encodes 847 amino acids. NCBI's taxonomy places the organism in Eukaryota, Metazoa, Chordata, Amphibia, Anura, Pipidae. The transcript has 16 exons.